Monopterus albus (swamp eel) is the source of this 2350-nucleotide messenger RNA. Its product is annotated as F-box/WD repeat-containing protein 7-like. The transcript is spliced from 13 exons. Gene Ontology annotation, biological process: ubiquitin recycling; proteasome-mediated ubiquitin-dependent protein catabolic process. Gene Ontology annotation, cellular component: nucleus; cytoplasm. The record is from RefSeq and is a predicted model, not a curated record. Lineage: Eukaryota; Metazoa; Chordata; Actinopteri; Synbranchiformes; Synbranchidae. The coding region runs from base 245 to 1924 and encodes 559 amino acids. Gene Ontology annotation, molecular function: ubiquitin binding.
GAGUGACCUAGCGCCUAAACGGAGAGAGAGAGUCAUUUCUCUUCAGUGAGUCCUGAGGCAGCAGCUGCGCGAGCUCAACGCAGACUCAUCGAUGAAUACUCCCUGAUCGAUCGCAUGGAUUUUUGACGUCACUGCUUAUCGGCUGUUCCUUUCUAUGGAUUUCGGCGUUUAACCGCUGUAGAUUUUCUUUUUCGUCGUGAGAUUUCCACAUUUGUCUGCUGAGGGUUCACCUACCGGGACAGCCAUGGGUUUCUACGGCACCUUGAAGCUCAUCUUCUACAAAAUGAAGAGGAAGUUGGAUCAUGGCCCAGAUGGGCGACCAUUCCCUUCAGGGAAGAAGCACUGCAAAGGCAGCGGGUACCUCAGUCCGUCCAGUUUGGUCCAGGCCACGCCCACCACAUUUGGCGACCUGCGGCUGGCCAAUGGGCAUUCGGCUCAGCGGCGGCGGGUCACCUUGGGCCCACCACCUUCUGGCCUGCAGGAAUGGCUUCACACCUUCCAGACGUGGAGCGGUCCUGAGAGGCUGUUGGCUCUGGACGAGCUGAUCGACAGGUGUGAGACCAGUCAGGUGAAGCACAUGAUGCAGGUCAUCGAGCCCCAGUUCCAGAGGGACUUCAUAUCCUUGUUGCCCAAAGAGUUGGCUCUGUACGUGCUGACCUUCCUGGCUCCCAGGGACCUGCUGCAGGCUGCUCAGACCUGCAGAUACUGGAGAAUCCUGGCUGAAGACAACCUGCUGUGGAGGGAGAAGUGCCGCGAGGAAGGUAUAUCUGAGUGCAUAUCACCUCGUCGCAGGAAGUGUGUGAGGCCAGGUGUGGCGGUCAGUCCGUGGAAAUCGGCCUACAUCAGACAGCACUGCAUCGAACACAACUGGAGGAAGGGAGACACACGGGAGCCCAUGGUAUUGAAAGGUCACGACGAUCAUGUGAUCACGUGUCUCCAGUUCAGUGGCGACCUGAUUGUCAGCGGCUCGGAUGACAACACACUCAAAGUGUGGUCAGCUGUCACCGGCAAGGUGGGCUGCUGUGUGUGUGUUGUCUGCGGUCAGACUGGCGGGGUUUGGUGCAGUCAGAUGGCGGUUGCCACGGUGAUCAGCGGCUCCACUGACAGGACGCUUCGUGUGUGGGACGCCGAGAGCGGAGAGUGUGUCCACACGCUGUAUGGGCACACCUCCACUGUGCGCUGCAUGCAUCUCCACGGCAACCGGGUGGUAUCCGGUUCUCGUGACACCACGCUGCGGGUGUGGGAUGUGACGACCGGCCGCUGUGAGCACGUGCUGACGGGCCACGUGGCGGCGGUGCGCUGUGUUCAAUACGACGGGCGCCGUGUGGUGUCAGGCGGCUAUGACUACAUGGUGAAGGUGUGGGAUCCCGAGACGGAGGUGUGCCUGCACACGCUGCAGGGACACACCAACAGAGUGUACUCGCUGCAGUUUGAUGGCGCCUUCGUGGUGAGCGGCUCGUUGGACACUUCAAUCAGAGUCUGGGACGCUGAGACAGGUGGGUGUGUCCACACGUUGACCGGCCACCAGUCGCUGACCAGCGGCAUGGAGCUACGUGACAACAUCCUGGUGUCCGGGAACGCCGACUCCACGGUCCGAGUGUGGGACAUCCGGACGGGACAGUGUCUCCAUACCCUGCAAGGUCCCAACAAGCACCAGUCAGCGGUGACGUGCCUGCAGUUCUGCAGAGGUCUGAUCCUGUCGAGCUCCGACGACGGGACGGUCAAACUGUGGGACCUGAGGACUGGAGCCUGGCUGAGGGACGUGGUGGCGCUGCAGAGCCGGGGAUCAGGUGGUGUGGUAUGGCGAAUCAGAGCGUCCGAGACUCGGCUGGUGGGCGCCGCCGGCAGCCGGAACGGGACGGAGGAGACCAAACUGCUGGUGCUGGAUUUUGACGUGGAUGACAAGAAAAAAGAGACGGACUGAGGAGGAACAAGGUUGUGUUUUGACCAAAGUCACGUCUGGAUCCAGCCUUUCCAUCAGGUAUGAAUGAAUGAAUGGAUCUGAUUGGCUGGCAAAGACAGGUGGACAAAAUAUCCAUUACAGCCUGGAAACCCAGUGUGGCUGACUGAUAAAAACAGGUUGAGGAAAAACUUUAAGGACGAGAUAAAAACAGCUGGAUAACCCACUACGACGACCUCGGCCUGCUGGGAGCUGUGGUGACGAAUGUUUGAUGCUCCGACGGACAAAAUCAUUUCUACCACGAGUGAAUGUUCGACAGACGGAUGUAUCUCAACUGAAACUGACUGAGGGAAGAGGUUUGGACGCAUUUUAAAAGAGAACAGUUUAUAGAUGGACAGAGGUUUAAGUGACGAUGGUUGAAUGGAGGUCGAAGACAUUAACUUUUAUUGC